Umbelopsis ramanniana AG is the source of this 2064-nucleotide messenger RNA. RefSeq lists its product as uncharacterized. NCBI's taxonomy places the organism in Eukaryota, Fungi, Mucoromycota, Umbelopsidomycetes, Umbelopsidales, Umbelopsidaceae. The record is from RefSeq and is a predicted model, not a curated record. The coding region runs from base 106 to 1866 and encodes 586 amino acids. The transcript has a single exon. Gene Ontology annotation, molecular function: protein binding.
CAUUUGGCAUUCUGAUCACUGUUCAUACCGAUAAGCACAUACUAGUAUUUCUGACACAAGUCUUUGCUUGUCUACUGAUUUCCAAGUUCAGUUGCUUGAUACUCCAUGGUCUGGUCUUCGGUCAAUGCUAGAGCAAAUCAUGGGUCACCAAGGUUAGCUUCAGUGUCUAAUGGCCAUAACGGAUCUUCACCACCGGCACAGCCAGCACCAAUAGUAACGAAAAAGUACGCACAACCAUUCCGAGCCACGGGAGAUACAUUGGCAUGCCUAGUUGGUGCAUCCAUGACUGUGGUUGGACAGUCCGUUUUGGUCUUUGGCGGAUUCCACCAGUACACCGACGAUGUUUAUAACGACUUGUACCAGCUAACUGUACAUAACGGGCGAUACAAAUGGACCAACUUGCUUUAUAUAAAGGGAAAUCGGCCCUCAAAACGAAACGACCACUCAGCUGCGCUUUGGCAAGGGAAUAAACUGGUCAUUUUCGGAGGCUCAAGCGACGACGAAGUCUAUUGCAACGACGUAUCUGUACUUGACCUCACGACAAUGACCUGGCAUCAACCUGAAAUUCAUGGGCAGCUGCCUAUGGGACGUAUGAAACACUCUUCAACUAUUCAUAAUGACAAACUUUACAUCAGCGGCGGUAAGCUUUCUGGCAGCCACUUUAGCGACACCAUUGACAUUCUGGAUCUCAAAAAAUGGGUCUGGUUACCAAGUAUACCAUUUGUGAGAAGGUGCCAACAUAUCACCUUCUUCCAUCGCAAUCGUCUAUAUCUCUACGGUGGUCUAGCGGAAAAAAUGGACCGUUCCCACAAUAUUUCCUUUAUUAAUUUUGACACAUAUCAAGUCACAGAAUUACAAGUCAAUGCUCCCGAAACACCAUCCCUUGCUGGACAGCAUUUUGCCCAAGUGUGUGGAGAUGAUCUCGUGGUUGUAGUCACCAAUCCUAUCAAGCAAGUCGUAUCCGAAUCCACCGCAGGCGUAUGGAGUUUAGAUUUGACGUCCAUGACUUGGCGCAGGAGAGGUGGAGGAGCCCGAUUUGAUGCUGGACAAUGGUAUUACUUUGCCAUGGCAGAGCACGAUACAUCGUUUUAUCUAUUUGGGACCAGUGAAGAAGAAUCAGAAGAGUACUAUUCGCAAGUCCUCAAAGUGGAUCUUCAAGAGCAUGGCAUCUACGCAGUACCUCCUCCGCAAAUGGGCUCUGACCUCGUACAGAUGCUAACAUCCGAUGCCGGUCGACAACUGGCAGAUUUUUACAUAAUUUCUGGACAAGAUCAAACACCACCUAUUCAUGUCCAUCGCUUAAUCCUAUUGGCGCGGUGGCCUCACUUUGAAAACCUCAUUCAAUCCGGUAUGGCUGAAUCCGUCUCCAUGCACUUAAGGAUUCCAGAAUCCUACGACGUCGUCCAUGCUUUUGUCACUUUUCUGUACGCAGACUCUAUUGAUCAGUUUGACAUUGAUCUAGUUAGCGACCUGCUCGUUAUAGCCAACAUAUAUCUAUUGCCACGAUUACUUGCCCUCUGCGCUCGCCGAAUGCAUGCUCAUAUGGAUAUAGGUAAUGUUAGCAAGAUAUAUCAUUGUGCUGGCGUUGCUUCCCAGCGUGGACUUCAGCAGACUGCUCUGAAUUAUAUGUUUGAACAUUAUGGAGACGUAUCAAGGACAAUUGGUUUCCGGAAUCUCCCAAAGGAGGUGCUGCUUGAUUUUUGGGAUCAUACCCCAAGCAAUGCCAUUAUCACCACAAAAGAUAUGAUGCAAGUUGACCGAAUAGAAGGAACAGAAGAUACAGCUCCAACCAAUUAUCCAGGGGGUGGCGAAGAAGAAGACGAUGAGGAUGAAGAACAGGAUGACGACGACGAAAUCGUAAACUGACAAACUCACCUUUAGCAACACCUACACUCAAAAAUCAGUUACUGCUGCUCAACGAAAUACGUGCUGUCAUGAACCAAAAUUAAAAAAUGUGUUUUACGCACCACUUCAUCAGUCUUUCACUGAAUUACAGUAAAAUCAUAAUAUUCAUCAUUUGGCAAGACAAAGUUGUCUCAUUAAAGCUCACUAUUUUGACUAUCA